Molecule: messenger RNA, 745 nt
Organism: Alnus glutinosa
Lineage: Eukaryota; Viridiplantae; Streptophyta; Magnoliopsida; Fagales; Betulaceae
Product: tobamovirus multiplication protein 2B
Exons: 5
Coding region: 51-440 (129 amino acids)
Source: RefSeq, a predicted model, not a curated record
GAGCAAAACAUGGACAAAUUGGGCCAUAUUCAGAGAAGACACUGUAAACAAUGGCAACUUCAACGACCGGUGGGAAUAGCAGAGAAGGCACGGCCAAAGCCACGGUGGCCGAUCAGAUCUCCCAGACUGUUCAGUCCACUUCCAAUCUCCUCCAUCUCAUGCAACAAUCCUCUGCUUCCCAGGCCCAACUGAUAAAGCUUCCAAAGAACCUUUUGGCAAAAACCUCUACAAUCAAGAAUACUGGGCAAGUGUUAGAGCAGAUGCCUCGAGUCAUUUCAUCCUUGGAUGCACAUAUGGAGACUGGGUUACGAAGUGUUCCUCAUCUCCAAACUGUGAUCCAGUUGCUUGCAAAUAUGGAAAGCUGCCAGAUUAAUUCUCUCUCUCAAGCUCAUCUUUCUCAAGAGGAACAUGAAUUGGUAAAACCUUCGAAGAUUCCUUAGCUGACUGAUUCAAAUUCACAUGGCUGAUGGCACUCAAAUUCUAACUCAGGAUGACUAACUCCUUGUGAAGGUCACAUCUUGUUUGUCUGUGGUCCCAGUUUAACAUUGAAUGUAACCAGAAAUCACGCGUUCAUCGGACGUGAGAGGACACUCUAUGUUCCAUCUCGUGAUGUUCUGUACAUAAAUUUGGCUCUCUAGGGAUGUCCCUCUACUAUGAAUGUAACCAGAAAUAUGUCUCAUUUUGAUUUCUCUCUAAGCGUGUAAGACACGUUUGCGGCUUAUAAAGGAAGCAUCUUGUUGAAUCA